GUUUAAAUAUCCAUUCAUCCACUCAUUCACGCACCUUACUUCAACACUAGUACUCACUGACUAACAUUUCCCACCACCACCCGGCCAACUCUGCCGCCAAUUCCUCAAACUGCCACUAUUACCGCCGUCGCCAAAAGCUGCUUUCCUGAAUGCAAGCCAACUGAAGAAACUUCACAAACUAUACACAAACAAUGUCUCUACAAAAAAGAUCUCCACCUUCACUAACGUUGUCUACGACGACAACAAACAACGAUCUCAAAAACCGAGUAAUAUCAUGUCUAAACAAGCUCUCAGACCGCGACACGCUCCUAUUGGCGACGACAGAACUCGAAACCAUCGCUAAAACUCUGGCAACACACGACGCAUUCUCCUCAUUCCUCACAUGCAUUUACAACACUGAUUCUUCCUGUAGAUCACCAGUCCGCAAACACUGCGUUAACCUCUUGACUCUCCUCUCUAACUCUCACGGAAACUCUCUCGCUCCUCAUUUCUCGAAAAUGAUCUCCACUCUCACUCGCCGGCUCCAUGAUCCUGACUCCGCUGUACGCGCCGCCUGCGUCGAAGCCACCACCGCCAUGUCAUCUCAAAUCACUAAACCUCCGUUUUCUACUCUGUCGAAACCGCUUAUUGAGAUCAUGACGGUUGAGAAAGAUUUUAAUUGUCAGAUCGGUUCUGCUUUAUGUUUAGCGGCAGCGAUUGAGGCGGCGCCGCAGCCUGAGCUGGAGAUGCUGAGGAAGAUGUUACCGAGACUAGGGAAAUUAGUGAGAGGUGAUGGGUUUAAAGCCAAGGCUGCUUUGUUGAGUGUUAUAGGGAGUAUUGUUAGUGUUGGUGGUGCUAAAAGUAAGGGUGUGCUUGACUGGUUAAUGCCGUGUUUGGUUGAGUUUUUGAGUUGUGAUGAUUGGUCCUCUAGAAAAGCCGCUGCUGAGGUGUUAGGGAAGCUGGCUGUAGCGGAGAAGGAGCUGGCUAAGGAGCACAAAGCUGUGUGCUUGAGUUGUUUGGAGAAUAGGAGGUUUGACAAGGUGAAAGCAGUUCGGGAGACCAUGAAUCGUACCUUGGAGUUGUGGAAACAAGUUCCUGGUGUUUCUGAUGAAGUUUCAGUACCAUCUCAAUCUAAAUUUUCUUCGAUAGAUAAUGCUAUUAGUGAAAGCUUCCCUUCUGCCCCUCAUAAUUCUAAUGAAGUUGGCUUCAACCAUCCUGUACCAAAGAAAACAGUCCUUGCAAAUCGGUCCCCCCUAUCGGAUUCUUCAGUUGUGACCACAGCCAGAAAACAAAGCCCGGCAAAGUGCAUCAAUGACAAUUCAAAGACAUCUAUGUUUCGUAAGUCGGAACACAAGGAAACCUCUGCUUGGAAAAUUGAAAUUGCUCUACCACAAGACACGGGCGGCUGCGAAGAAGAUAUCAAAAGGCAGGAUUUUGGGGGUUUUGAAUCAGGGGAGGAUGUAAACAAUGGGAAAUGUAGGCCAGAAACUAAACGUGUCCUCUUCAAUAGUAUCCGAAAGGAUAAGCUGCACAAAUCUGGUGGUUUUCGAUCUGGGUCGAGAGUGGUUCCUUGUAAUGAUGAUGAUGACUGUUACAGUAAAGAUGUUGAGGUCAAUAACCCUACUGAAGAAUCUAUAGAGAACAGUAAAGAUAUUGAGGAUCUAUCUUUGAUACAUGACCAACUUAUUCAGAUUGAAAACCAGCAAUCCCAUCUUCUGGACCUCCUCCAGAAAUUUAUCGGGAGCUCCCAGCAUGGUAUAAAUUCUCUGGAGACACGAGUUAAUGGACUGGAGAUGGCAUUGGAUGAAAUUUCCUAUGACUUGGCACUAUCGACUGGAAGGCUUCCUAAUAUGGACUCUGCAGAUAACACUUGUUGCAAACUGCCUGGCACAGAAUUCUUGUGUUCUAAGUUUUGGAGGCGAACAGAAGGUCAGUCUUCUACUUCAAGGUUCUCUUUCCCUGGAAGUAUUGGAUCACUGCAUGCUGCACAAAACAUUCGUGAUAGAGAUGCCAGAACUGCAUCAUUCAAUGCAAAUAGUGAAAGAUCUCAAUCUCAAAUUAGGAGCGGGUUGGUCAUAUCCCCGUUAAGGAGGAAUUCAGGCUACUAUUCAAGUCAAUUGUCAAGUAACAUAAUUCAAGAUGACGGACAAGUCCAGAAUGCACAUGGGCAUUCUGAUUGCUGAAGCUUCAUCAGCUUCUUGUACAGCAACAUUGAACUUAAGCAGUAGAUUGUCUCCUCGAUAAAUAUGUUUCAACAGCAAUCUUAACUGAGAACAAGCAUCACUAGUCAUCGAAACCAGAAGAUAGCAAGAAAGAUAAAAGCCAAACUGCAUGUUCAGUUUCAAGGUAGGAAUAUGUUUCAACAACCUUAACUGAGAACAAGUAUCACUAGUCAUCUUAACCAGAAGAUGGCAAGAAAUUAGAUAAAGCCAGUUGAGUCAUGCCUAGUCUGCGAGGGAAGGGUGUGAAUGCAAAAUUCUGGGGCCAUCAAAUUCUGCAGCCUGUUUUAAUGUUAUAUCUUAAGUUCUUAGGCAGGAUUUCUCCUUGACCUACGGAACCGCCAGAGCAAGUCAUUGCGUAUAUGAUUCUUAUUUAGCACUUACAAAAGCGCUGAUUUGAUCUGUACAGAGACUACCGUUCAGUCCUUGCACACUCUCUCGCCCAUUUAUGGCUUGCUAUAAUUUUUUGUACGGUGAAUAAAAGCAUCCAUUUAAAGAGAGCUCUCAUAUCUUAUUACUCUUAGAAUUAUGUUGGUUAUGUGACUGUAAUUUCUGCUAUGCAAUUAAUGGAUCAGAUAUGGCAUUUGUUAGAA
Messenger RNA from Ricinus communis (castor bean), 2791 nucleotides. Its product is annotated as TORTIFOLIA1-like protein 4. Gene Ontology annotation, molecular function: microtubule binding. The record is from RefSeq and is a predicted model, not a curated record. Bases 192 to 2162 code for a protein of 656 amino acids. Lineage: Eukaryota; Viridiplantae; Streptophyta; Magnoliopsida; Malpighiales; Euphorbiaceae. Gene Ontology annotation, cellular component: microtubule. The transcript is spliced from 5 exons.